AUGACAGUCUCCAGCCAUGCAGAAAACCAAACAACAACCAUGGCCAACUACAUUGAGAUUCCUAUUAUCGAUGCGUUUCUCACAUUUGUUGAAAAUAAUACCAAUUAUCAAGACAACGUGAAAGUAAUGCUAUCUGGGAUACUCACUUAUUACUUCCCUGCUAACAUGGGCUAUUCUGUUGCUCCUAAACAAAACCGAAGGAACAAUAAACUUUCACACUUUCUCAUCUCUCGCCUCCAGCACCGCUUUUCAGGGGAUCGGGACAUCGUUGACCAUGCAUUGGUUCAAGCAAAGCGCCGCAUGGAUACCCCAGAAGAAUCUUUGAAGCAGCUCACAGAGGCACUUGAGGAUUCCAACACCGAGCAUGGCCGAUGCUGGGCAAUAUUAGCUGUUGACGUGCACCUUGAAUUCUAUGAAUACUACAAAGAUCUUCCUAAGAACAAGAAUCUACUGCCCUGGUGUCCGCCCGGUCAAUUUACCAACAGCUUUCACAUCCGUGAUGACUGCGAGGUAAUUGAUUGGAUGUUUAAUUAUAUGAGACAAAAAGACGAACCCCCGGCACGAUGA
Penicillium samsonianum is the source of this 567-nucleotide messenger RNA. RefSeq lists its product as uncharacterized. Bases 1 to 567 code for a protein of 188 amino acids. The transcript has a single exon. Lineage: Eukaryota; Fungi; Ascomycota; Eurotiomycetes; Eurotiales; Aspergillaceae. The record is from RefSeq and is a predicted model, not a curated record.